Molecule: messenger RNA, 1020 nt
Organism: Salvia hispanica
Lineage: Eukaryota; Viridiplantae; Streptophyta; Magnoliopsida; Lamiales; Lamiaceae
Source: RefSeq, a predicted model, not a curated record
AUGAAGGAAGAAUUCUUCACAAAUCUACCAUCACACAUCACCAUUGACAUCCUCUCCCGACUCUCCGUCCCAACCAUUCUCCUAUGCAAAUCCGUUUGCAAGCCAUGGCUCGAUCUUCUCACCACUCAAGAAUUCAUCAACCAUCAUCUUUCCCCCCUUCACGGAUUUAUAUCAACGUCAGCCAACGGCGUCCUUCUCUGGCGCAACGCCAACAUCAGGCCAAAUGCCCUUGCCAUAUGCAAUCCGAUCACCCGUGAAUACAUAGAAAUCCAUUCACCUCAAGACUUCGACUACACGUACCCUCAAGUAGUCACAUUUGGAUUCGGAGCCAGCAGAGUCAGCAACGAACAUAAGUUAGUUAGAGUUUUCCAUGAUUGCAUACUGGAUCAAGACACGUACAGAGUAUUACGGAUCCCCAAAUCUGAGUGCCAUGUGUACACCGUUGGAGCCGGAUCAUGGAGGAGGGUCGCCCCUCCCGCUCCCUUCGUGUACAGCUGUCAUUCCGUUGGGGCAUUUCUGAAUGGAAAUCUUCACUGGCUUGUGUUUGAUUUAGAUAACAAGCCCGUCAUUUCUUGCUUUGAUCUUGAAACAGAGAUGUUUCGCGUAUUCUCAGCUCCUCCUCCGCAUCAAGGAGGAGGGCUUCUGAUAGACGUGUUUGCUUUGGGGAAAGCCUCUGCGUGUGGGGAUAACUCAUCCGAAGAUGAGAUUGUUAUCUGGCUGAUGAAGGAAUAUGGAGACGAGAAAUCGUGGAGGAAAGAAUAUGUGAUUAGCAAAAUUGAGGAUUAUAAGGGUCAGAGUUAUGAAGUAGUUCGGCCACUCAAAGUGUUCAAAGAUGGAGACAUGUUGAUGGCGUGCGGUGAGUUCUCCCUCUUUUACUCUUCAAGUAAGACAAGAACUAUUUCGCGGAUUGAAAUGUUUGGCUAUGCUAAUUCAGUCGUUCAUACCUCGAGCUUUCUCUCUCUACGAGUUUUGGAACGGAGAACGUUAGCUACUUCUGAUUUCUAUAUAUGUUGUUUAUGA